Molecule: messenger RNA, 339 nt
Organism: Ostreobium quekettii
Lineage: Eukaryota; Viridiplantae; Chlorophyta; Ulvophyceae; Bryopsidales; Ostreobiaceae
Source: the annotation of a GenBank genome assembly
AUGAUGCUCGAUGGCACAGCUUCACACACAAACACCCCUGUCUGUUGUUUGCAUGUGGUUUGUGUGGCUGGCAACACAGCAUCACCCAUCAAAGUUUGGCUGCAUGCUCAACCGGUGUGCCCAGUGCAACUGGAUUUAGCACCACCAGCAUUGCUGAGCCAACCGAAAAAGCUCCUUCUUGCGGCAGGUGGGUGGGUCAACAAUCAGACAACUGGCUGGAGACAUUGCGAGGUCUCUUGCAGUCCUCACCCAAUGCUGGACUUGGGGAGUGUGGCUUGGACAAGCUGCGUACAAGCAUUGAUUUUGGACAUCAAGAAGAGAUAUUCAGAUCCCAACUGA